Messenger RNA from Hermetia illucens (black soldier fly), 823 nucleotides. Its product is annotated as glutathione S-transferase 1-like. The coding region runs from base 189 to 821 and encodes 210 amino acids. Lineage: Eukaryota; Metazoa; Arthropoda; Insecta; Diptera; Stratiomyidae. Gene Ontology annotation, biological process: glutathione metabolic process. The record is from RefSeq and is a predicted model, not a curated record. The transcript is spliced from 3 exons. Gene Ontology annotation, molecular function: glutathione transferase activity.
AAUGUACGGAAUUGUAUCUGUAGUGGAGGAAUUUAGUGGGCUUGUCGAUUUGUUUGGCGCCCGGCAUGGGAAAUGUAUAAAAGAUUGCCGGUUUCGUUGGGUAUUCAUUAGUCAAACUCCGUGUUGGCUAAACGUCCAAUCUCUGCCGUGUUUGUGGUUCUAGUUCAGACAAUCAAAAAUCAGAAAAAAUGGAUUUCUACUAUUCAGCUGGAUCUGCCCCAUGCCGUUCAGUCUUGUUGACUGCUAAGGCUCUUGGCAUCGAAUUGAAUUUGAAAUCUACGAACUUGAUGGCUGGCGAACAUCUCACCCCAGAGUACUUGAAGAUGAACCCACAACACACCAUCCCAACAUUGAACGACCACGGCUUUAGCCUUUGGGAAUCCCGUGCCAUCAUGGUCUACUUGGUAGAAAAAUACGGCAAAACAAGCUCCUUGUACCCAACUGAUGUCCAACGCCGUGCCGUCGUCAACCAGAGAUUGUACUUCGAUAUGGGUACCCUCUAUCAACGCUUUUCUGAAUAUUUCUAUCCACAAAUUUUCGCCAAGGCUCCAGCUGAUCCUGAGAAACUCAAGAGGUUGGAGGAAGCUUUCGGCUUCUUGAACACAUUCCUCGAGGGAAGCAAAUAUGCUGCUGGCGAUAGUCUCACAUUGGCUGACCUUGCUUUGGUCGCCACCGUAUCCACCAUUGAAUUGGUCAAGGAGUUUGAUAUCAACAAAUAUCCAAAGGUUGCUGCUUGGUAUAAAUUGUGCAAGGAAACCGUACCUGGAUAUGAUAUCAAUCAGGCUGGUGUUGAUGAGUUCAAGGCAAAAUUUUUAAGUUAAAU